AUGCCCCGCGAGCUCAUCACGAUCCAGGUCGGGCAAUGCGGCAACCAGAUCGGCCGCCAGUUCUGGAAGAUGGCGCUGGACGAGCAUGCCAAGCAUGCCAAGGACGCCCGCUUUGACGACAGCAUGAGCACCUUCUUCCGCAACGUCGACAGCCAUGGCGGCGACCUUCCGCCCCACGAACGCAUCAAGGGCCUCCGCGCCCGCGCGCUCCUUAUCGACAUGGAGGAAGGGCCCGUGACCGAGACGCUGCAUGGCCCACUUGGCGAGCUCUUUGACUCGUCCCAGUUUCUCACCGACGUCUCGGGCUCGGGCAACAAUUGGGCGCAUGGGUAUGCGCUCUAUGGGCCACAGUACAAGGAGCAGCUUUUCGAGAAGCUCCAGCAUGCCACCGAGCUCUGCGACUCCCUCCAGUCGUUCUUCGUGCUGCAUUCGAUGGGCGGCGGGACGGGCUCGGGCCUCGGCACGUACAUUUUGAGCUUGCUCGAAGAUCACUACCCCGAAGCCUACCGCUUCACGACCGCCAUCUUUCCCUCGGAAGACGACGAUGUCAUUACGUCGCCAUACAACAGCAUGCUAGCGCUGCACCAGCUCACCGAGCACGCCGACUGCGUCUUGCCGAUCGAGAACGAAGCACUUUUCGCAAAAGUCCCGGCGCAGUCAGCGUCAUCGUCGUCGUCUUCGUUUGAUGCGAUGAACCGCAUCGUGGCGCGUGUCCUCACGCACUUGACGAGCUCGAUGCGCUUCGAGGGCUCGCUCAACGUCGACUUGAACGAGAUCACGACCAACCUCGUGCCCUUUCCCAAGCUGCACUACUUGCUCUCGAGUCUCUCGCCGCUGCAGUCGAAAUCGCCGGCCUAUCAAACGCACCGGCUCCGCCACCUCUUUACCGACAUUUUCCACGCCCAGAACCAACUCAUCAUGACCAGUCCCCGGACGCACGGCGUCAUGCUGGCGUGCGGCCUCCUCUUCCGCGGCAACGUUCAAGUCUCGGACGUCCAGAGCCACUUGGAGAAACUCAAAGCCGAGAUGCGACUCAUCUACUGGAACAGAGACGGCUUCAAGAUUGGCCUGUGCAAUGUCCCAAGCCUCGAGAGCGUGAAAGGGUCCCCGUCGGUCCUUGCGCUCUCCAACCACGGCUGCAUCGUGGAAACAUUUGAGCGUAUGCAGACGCGCUUCCUCAAGCUCUACAAGCGCAAAGCGCACAUCCACCACUACCUCGAGUACAUGGACCACGCCAUGUUUGACGAAGCGCUCGAGUCCAACAAGUGGCUCAUCGCCGAGUACACAAAGCUCAACACGGCGUCCGACAUGCCCCCGAUAUUGCCUCGGCGCCAGCCGCUCCUCUAAGGCCUCGUCAUCGAUAGGUUGAUAUUUGGAAAGGUGUCUUUGCUGGCGUUUGCGAUACUCCUCUUCCAGCGUACUGUAUGCCGGCGAUUACAGUCUGCUUGGCCAGGCGAACGCGAACGACGCUGCAUCCAUCAGCACCAGCAACGGGGAGCACCUGCACUUCUCUCGCUGUUGUCUCACAUAACACCAAGAUGGU
This is a messenger RNA of Saprolegnia diclina VS20, 1543 nucleotides long. RefSeq lists its product as hypothetical. Gene Ontology annotation, biological process: mitotic cell cycle; microtubule cytoskeleton organization. NCBI's taxonomy places the organism in Eukaryota, Oomycota, Saprolegniomycetes, Saprolegniales, Saprolegniaceae. Gene Ontology annotation, molecular function: GTP binding; structural constituent of cytoskeleton. Gene Ontology annotation, cellular component: microtubule; cytoplasm. The record is from RefSeq and is a predicted model, not a curated record. The transcript has 8 exons. Bases 1 to 1347 code for a protein of 448 amino acids.